AUGACGACGUCCCCGGCGCACCUGCGAUCCCUCUACCGCGCCAUCCUGCGCGAGCUGCCUCCGCGACCGAUCCUCGCGGCGCCGCGCGACCCCCUGCGCGCCGAGCUGCGCGCCAGCUUCUCCGGCCACGAGGGCGCCGUCGCCGCCGGCGCCUCGCCCGUGGUGGCCGCCGAGCUGGUCACCUACCUGAGAUCGCAGCGCACGUACGCGACGCUUCUGGAGCGCUACAACCCUGGCAUGGACAUGGACGAGACGGAGCGCGUGCGCCUGACGGCCCGGAGGGUCGGCAUGGAUCUGCCUGAUGUGAUCAAGGGGCGGCUGUGA
Molecule: messenger RNA, 324 nt
Organism: Akanthomyces muscarius
Lineage: Eukaryota; Fungi; Ascomycota; Sordariomycetes; Hypocreales; Cordycipitaceae
Exons: 1
Coding region: 1-324 (107 amino acids)
Biological process (GO): mitochondrial proton-transporting ATP synthase complex assembly
Cellular component (GO): mitochondrial matrix
Source: RefSeq, a predicted model, not a curated record